AUGUCGGAGAGUGUUUACCUGGACAAGGGUGGUCACGGGAUUCCAGAUCGAGAGGAAGAUCGCGGAUUUACUGCCGUUCAGGGUGGCGUUUUGGUCGGCUGUAGGCGUUUGACUAUUGCAACGGCCUGUCGCGGUUACUCUUCGCCUGUCCCUCCUCAACGAGGUGAGCUUCGACAGAUGGACGACCACGUCAAGGUCUUGGGCUGGAUCUGGUUCCAUCUGCGCUACACAGAGAAUUAUAGCGCAGGUAUAUUCAGGAUCCUCGGCUGCGGAGAGUGGGGGUUGCGAAAGAACACCUCGGUGGCACAGCAAGAUGUCCACGUGGGAGAUAACGAAAGCGGCAUUGCCAACUCGACUCUUCUCGGACUCAGAGAUCUCGUGAAUAUCGGCCCAAGACCCUCUCUUCCCCGGUGCCAUGACAGGGCUGAUAUGGCAGUCAGCGGUUCCUUUCUCAGCAUGCUGCAUACCGGCAAUAUGAAGGAAGCGUGCAGGAGAGGCUCGCAGGACUCAGGAUGCGUGGGGCUUCAAGUGCUGGAUAGAUCUGUCGUUGAGUGGUGUCCAUGCAUGUCAUCCUGGAUUCAUGCAGGAUGGAAUUUCGACUCCUGGAAUCAAAUUGAGAUGACUCUCAUUUUGCGUAUUGAGAAAACAGGAUCCGUUAUCAUUGCGCCAGUGUUGCCGGGUGAAAACUGGGCAACAGUCUGCUUGUGUCUAUAUGCAGAAGAAACUAUCUUGGUUCUUGCUGAAGAGAUUCAAAAUGAUUGCACUGAAGGUCACCGAAUAUAUGAGCUGUCAAGCAUGCGGGUUCUUGAACUCGCACAAGAAGAAAUGACGACUUGCAUGCCUUACGGACGCACCGUUGGUCCCCUGUUCUCGCACGUUUCCUCAAACUUCGAAUUUCUGCCCGUCUUCAAACGCUAUUCUCUCAUGGGCCAUCAAACCGGACUGUCUAUCCGGCUGGAGAAGAUUGACAUGGGUAUUGGACAUGUUGCUGCGGGACGUCCCAGCCCAGGCGCACUAAUCUGCGUGACACUUGUUCGCACCAUACUCGCAGGAACGGCUGGUCUUCUCAACCUGCCCGGUAAGAGAUGGCCUGCCCAGAGAGAAACCUCCGCCGCAUGGGUUUUGAGACCUGUCAUAACUGCCGUUCCAAAGAUUUCGUCAACUCAGAUGGUCCCGAUCCAAAUCGAGAUUAGAUCAUUGCCGUCUCCAACGCAGAUGAGGGAAACCGACUGGAAUUCGAGAUGCGCCUACCGAGCUGGAACAACUCCUACGGCAAGGGAAACCAAACAGGAUGUUCUGUGGAUCAUCGUUCAACGUCGAACGCCCAACGCCGCAAACGUCUGGGCGGAGCCGCUUCCUAGAGUAUUGCUCCUCGAAACGACUCAGUCCAAGAACAAACUUGCAGAAUACUUGGAUCCGGUGGCAAUUGAGCUUUCCACCGUUGCCGGUGCCGGCGAACACAGCUUUCAUAGUGAAAAUAUUUCUGUCACAAAGCAGGUGACAGACUUCUGGACGCUUUGA
Colletotrichum lupini is the source of this 1521-nucleotide messenger RNA. RefSeq lists its product as uncharacterized. Lineage: Eukaryota; Fungi; Ascomycota; Sordariomycetes; Glomerellales; Glomerellaceae. The transcript is spliced from 17 exons. The record is from RefSeq and is a predicted model, not a curated record. Bases 1 to 1521 code for a protein of 506 amino acids.